AUGACAAUCAAUAUAUCAGAGUGCUUCAAUGGUGUACUGAAAGGUGCACGGGACCUUCCUAUUGCAGUAAUGGUUGAAUUCACUUGGUCCAAACUUGUUGAAUAUUUCCACAACCGGCACAAAGAAAUUACUAAUGAGUUGUUGGAGGGUAAGAAAUGGAGUACAUAUGCCUUCUCCAUGUGGGACGGAAAUAGGCGUAAAUCUGAGAAACACUAUCUCAAGGCAUUUAGCAAUCAAGAUAUGAUAUAUCAGGUAGUUACUUCACUCAACACGUGUAGCACAGAAGGGGGAAACCACAAUUAUGAAGUUCGGUUAUGGGAAAGAACAUGCAGUUGUGGAAAAUGGCAAAACACGUGUUCACAUGCAAUUAGAGUAUGUGAUGCGGUAAAUAUUGAUUUGACCACAUAUAUUCACCCAUGUUAUAGUUUGGACAAUGCCCUUAACACUUACUCACAUGCAUUUGUGGUUCCUAAGUCACAGUCAUUGUGGAGGGAUCCCACGGGGCCAAAGUGGUUGCAUACAGGAAACAUUUCCAACAGCGCUAAAUGGCUUUCAAUCUGA
Quercus robur (English oak) is the source of this 561-nucleotide messenger RNA. RefSeq lists its product as uncharacterized. Lineage: Eukaryota; Viridiplantae; Streptophyta; Magnoliopsida; Fagales; Fagaceae. Bases 1 to 561 code for a protein of 186 amino acids. The record is from RefSeq and is a predicted model, not a curated record. Gene Ontology annotation, molecular function: zinc ion binding. The transcript has a single exon.